This is a messenger RNA of Salvelinus sp. IW2-2015, 1356 nucleotides long. NCBI's taxonomy places the organism in Eukaryota, Metazoa, Chordata, Actinopteri, Salmoniformes, Salmonidae. The record is from RefSeq and is a predicted model, not a curated record.
AUGACUAGACGCAGUGACAGCGAUAAUGACGGAGAGACUUCAUCCCCGUCUCCGUCCUGGCGCCCAAAGAAAUGUAAAGGUGAAAAGCAUGUGUCUUUCCCUCCGGAUGAGGAGAUAGUGUCAGGCUUCGCUGAGCGCAAGGACACGAUCAAUGUUGACAGCCUCACCUUGGCAGAGGUAAUUGAGGCCUACAAGAGGAGCUGCGACAAGCACCAGGUGGAACCUAAACCCAAGAUUCUGGAACAACUUGAGAGUGUGUGUCUGUUGAGGCUGGAUGUGUGUAACGUGGCCCUGCUACAGUAUCCAGCCCAGGUCCUGUCAAGAGCCCUCCUCAGCAGCAGACUCACCAUGCUGCACCUCCAAAGCACCUGCCUCAGCGGCAGACCCCUCUUCACGCUUGUGGCUGCUCUGAAGAGCAACAGAGCACUCCGGGAGCUGUACCUGUCCAACAAUAAUCUGAACAGCGAACAGGACUCUAUGCAGUUAAGAGACCUGCUCAGAUACAACAGCUCAAUCACUACUCUGGACCUCAGCAACAACACCAUAGCAAACUCAGGACUGGAGGAGAUCUGUGAAGGUCUGAGAGGUCAGACAGAUGGACUGAAGGUUCUGAUUCUAUGGAACAACCAGAUCACUAACAAUGGACUGGUCCAUCUAGCCAAAGUUCUGCCUGUCCUAAAGACUCUGGAGACAUUGAACCUGGAGAAUAACCUGCAGAACAGAGGUAUCCACACACUGAGGGAAUCUCUGAUGAUGAACCACUCACUUUUGCAGCUAGGCCUGGAACACACACACAUCACGUGUGAAGGUGCUGUGGCUUUGGCUGAGUUCCUAGCUGAGAGCCGUCAGAUCCAGCGUCUGGACGUGCGUGAGAACGAGGUCAGGGCUGGAGGUCUCAUGGCCCUCUCUCUGGCCUUACGAAUCAACCACAGCCUCACCUCACUAGACCUGGACCACACACCCAAACAGGAACAGAAGGCAGCGGCUGUGAACUCUGACUCUCUGACUCUGGCAGCAGCAGUGUUGGCACGGCUUGAAGCGGGGUGUCGGGUUGGGUGCCGGGGGUGUGGGUGGCACGGGGCGGUUGGAGCGGGUAGAGCGGAAGGCGGUGUGGUGCCUGUGCCUCCUCUCCUGGCUGCUGUGCGGCGAGCACCGGCCCGGCCGCGCAGUGGGAAGGAGGAGGAGGAGGGAGAAGGAGACCCAUGCUGCUGCCUCUGCUUCACAGAGGACUUUCUGAUGGAGACCCAGAAGAGUCUACUGAGAGAGAUCAGUGAGCUCUGCACGGGGAACGCUGCACGUUACCGCAUCGCCACGGAAACAGAGCUGCCGUGGCCCGACUCCUCUGAGACCUGCUGA